ACACUCGCAACGCCAGAAGGGUUGUAAGACUUGUAAGUGCGUUGCAAGCCUGUAAGAUGGGAGUGCGCCCUUUUCUUGAUGGUUUAAAGGUCGUACUUAACUGUCCGGAAAUACCACAGGCGAUCGUUCAUUCCACAGUUUAGCUGUUGUUUAGUUUAGCGGAAGUAUUCAUGAAUUUUUCUUAGUCAAUAAUCAUAAUGAGUAAGCAAACUGUUAAUUUUAUUACGAAUGCCUAUCGAGCACUUCUCUACUACAUACUAGAAAGGUUUUACUUAAGUGGUUUACCUAUAACCUGAUUAUGAUAUUAUUUUCAUAUGGAAUUUCUGUGUCGAAAUUUUAGCCGAUGUUAUCCUUACAAUCUGGACCGUAAUAUCGGAGCUGCUGACACCUCAUUUAUAAAUAAAAAUUAAAUUUUCUAUGGUUUCAAAAUAUGUUAGGUUGUAUUUUUUUGGGCGAGCAAAAAUCACUUAUUUUAUAGGGUAAGUUUGAGAACUUAUUAGGCAUUAGGUAAGAGAGUUUAAGUUGAUGAUGGAGUUCCACUUAUCAUAUUUUAUCUCCAGAAGUCCGGCAACGUAAGGCGUCCUCAAGCCAUAUCGGUAUAUAAGUAGCGCGCGCGUACACGGGUUCAUUGAGAUCCUAUCUAGAGCGGUACCGUUCUAACAAACUUUACCAAUUAAACAGCUCACGCUUAGAAUUUUAACAACGCGUUGAAAAGACUUAAAUACGAAAACCUCGCAAAACAUUACAGCAUUGCGCAAUUUAUCCAGACCCAUUAAAAGAGCAAAAAUAGACUUUCAUGAAAAUUAAUGCGUAAUACGAGGUCAUGUCCGCCUUACAAAAUGACUAAAAGGUUAAAGGUGUUAUAAAUUUUGAGCACGUUCAUUAGAGCCCGCAUGGAUCCCUCGCCCUAGCUUUUAGCCGACGACACACGUCGGAAUUUCGUAAUAAGAUUUCCUUAAUUUAAGACUUCCUCCCUUAUACUCAUUAAAGAAGUGUUGGCUCCCUUCACGGAUCAACACGGCGGGGCGUGAAAUUACCUACUAUUACGAUCGCCAAAUUAGAUGUGGUUUCUCCUUGUAUUCACAGCCUGGGCUAAUACUCGUCAGUUGGACCCGCACAAAACAUUAGGUGCGUAACAUUGGGAGCCUUUUGUUUUCCCAUUUCAUCACGGUCUGGGUAAUAUUACGUCUCGAAGGAUUAUAUUUCGUUCGUUUCAUUCUUCAGAUAUAACAUUUACCAGGUAGUCCUUUGAACCUACAGGCGACUUUUGCACGAUAUUAAGAGACAGUCAAUUGACUAUUGAACUGAUUUUUAGUUCAGUCAUUCGUUCCCCUACCCUUUCCGUUCGUUCCACCGUUAUAGUUGCUCAUUCUUUUUUCGUGCACGGCGACGAACGCACGCGCCACUUUAGCUCCUCGGUUACGACAAAAAUGUCGAAGCGCACAGCUAAAGAAAAGUUAAAUUAUUACCGUGAAAAAAUUAAAAGACUAGAGGAUCAUAAAAGACGAUACAGGAUAAUUUAUGAUUCGUCUUCAUCGGAAGAUGAAGAUGUUGUAAUGGAACAAAUUCCAGACGGUUCCGUACCGGCUCAUGAUCCUAUUAUACAGGAACCACAGUUAAACAUCGAAAAUCCCGUACCGGAACAUAAAAGUGAUGUACCGAUGCCAGAUCAUAAUAACGGGAUUCCUGCACCUGAAAAUCAGGCAGAUUUACCCUUGUCAUCAGCUCAACCCGAGCUCGAUCCGGACAUGCUGCUGGCUCUCGGGGAGUCGACCGAGGCUAGCCCCGAGUAUGGCGAAAAAAUCCACGACAAUUUAACGAAACUUUGGUUACCGUUACUCAAAAAAGGUAUGACGAAGGAAACCAAAGAUAAAAUACAAAAAGACUAUUUGGUUCCCGACAACUGUCGACUGUUACAGGCACCAAAAUUAAACGUGGAAAUUUCAGCAGCCGUACCCGAUAUGGUCCGGAACCGAGAUAAAAAUCUAGCCACAACGCAGCAACAACUCGGCCAUGGGAUCGCUGCCGUCAACAGGGCCAUGGAUAUACUAAUUAAAUGUGUCGAUGCCAACGGAAUCGAAGCUAUGAAACACCUCAGUAACGGCUGCCGCAUUCUGUGUGACCUCCAUGCGUCAUCUACUCAGAGUCGCAUAAAACUCAUCACUCCUAGUCUCGAUAAGACGUUCUUGCAAGUUAUUCAAGAUACAGAACGUGAUGAUACCCUAUUUGGCAAUAAAUUGGGCGAAAAAAUCAAGGCGGCUAAGACCAUUGAAAAACAAGGUCUUCAAAUCAAGAAAACGUCCCCAAAGAAACCCACGCCAGCACAGCCGUCGACAAGUCGAGCGUCAUACUCGGGAAACUGGUCAGCGCCCCCUCGUUACGCGUCGAACAGGGGGGGGCGGAGAGGUGCUCGCAGGCAGACGAAUUACACCCGUCGGACGUUUCCAGCUCCACAAGCGGCCAAGACAUCUCCCGCGACCAAGACACGUGCCCAUGCACCGUAACGCAGGGACUGCCAUCCCCUACACAAGGGGCUUACCCUGGGGGUCGCGAAGCUCUGCAACAGUCCUUCAGUCGAAGAGGCUCCCCACCAGAGGCUAUAACACUGAUGUUGGCAUCACUCUCCGACAAAACAAUACAACAAUACGAAGUUACAUAUAAGCUCUGGUGGCAAUUUUGCACCGUUAAUUCUAUUGAAAUUUUCAAUCCCCCAAAAUCGACAAUAUUGUCUUUUUUAACAGAACAAUUUAACAAAAAUUGUGCAUACGGCACACUGAAUAGUCACCGUUCAGCCUUAUCCUUGUUAUUGGGAGACAGUGUCGGUUCGGACGAUUGCGUGAAACGCCUUCUUAAAGGUGCGUACAAACAAAGACCGAACGGUCCCAAGUAUAACCAUACAUGGGACCCUCAGGUUGUUUUAAACCGUGUCUCUCACUGGUAUCCAAAUACAAGUAUAAGCCUGGAACUAUUGUCGAAAAAAUUAGUUACAUUACUGGCCAUAUGCACAGCGCAUAGGGUUCAAACAUUAUCGCUUAUAAAAAUCGAAAAUAUUGUUAUUACCACAAACGGUGUCAAAGUUGGAAUCACGGACAUAAUUAAAACAUCAGCUGUCGGGCGAGAGCAACCGGUCCUCUUCCUCCCAUAUUUUAAAGAUAAUGUUUCUAUAUGCCCUGCUACAACUCUCAGAGAUUAUAUUUUUGUAACAAAAAAUAAGAGAGUUGAUAGCAUAGGACAUUUGUUAUUGACAUACAAGACUCCACAUAGACCUGCAACUUCUCAAACCAUCAGCAGAUGGAUUAAAAAUGUUUUGUCGGAAAGUGGCAUUGACAUGACAGUGUUUAGCACGCACAGCGUGCGCCACGCCGCCACGUCGGCCGCGAGCCGCGCCGGGGUCAGCGUCGACACUAUCCGCCGCACAGCAGGCUGGACCUCGGCGUCUACGUCGUUUGCGCGGUUCUAUAAUAGGCCACUAUCGGAUGAAGGACUCUUUGCGAGAUCUGUUUGCUUGCCGAAUACAAGUGACAAUCCUUAGAUAAUAAGAUUAUCGAUCAUAAGUAGAUGAUUUUUUGAUUAUAUGAACAAUUGUUAAUAUUAGAUGACUGACCAAUAAGGUCACGUCAAAGAAGAAAAGAAAUAUAUUGAUUUCGUGUCUAUA
This is a messenger RNA of Cydia pomonella (codling moth), 3655 nucleotides long. RefSeq lists its product as uncharacterized. The transcript is spliced from 3 exons. The record is from RefSeq and is a predicted model, not a curated record. The coding region runs from base 1431 to 2504 and encodes 357 amino acids. NCBI's taxonomy places the organism in Eukaryota, Metazoa, Arthropoda, Insecta, Lepidoptera, Tortricidae.